Candidula unifasciata is the source of this 1505-nucleotide messenger RNA. The record is from the annotation of a GenBank genome assembly. Lineage: Eukaryota; Metazoa; Mollusca; Gastropoda; Stylommatophora; Geomitridae.
AUGUCACAACAUAUUUUGCACCAACCGAGUUUUAAGCUGGAUCUGCGACCUUUUAAGAGACUGUCGCUGCUGAUGAGAAAGCCUUCGAGGAGUCAGCCGUCGAUCGGAGUCAAACAGACAAACAAACCACGGCCCUCCAUCUUUGGUACAGUGGCUCAGACUAGAAGUCCCCAGGCAAGACGACAGAAGCGUCCGAGUGCCGACCCACAAAUGCUGAGUCUCUCUCAGAUGUUUGGCUCCGGCACUGGUUAUGUUGGCACCGACAACAACAACCACACGGAGCCUCAUCGAAACAAGGAUGCUUUGAUCUUCCAAAAUGGCAACUUGCACUCUGGCUCCCUGGAAGCUUUGAUACAACAUUUGAUCCCCACGACAGACUACUAUCCGGAUAGAACCUAUAUAUUCGCUUUUCUCCUGAGCUCCCGGUUGUUCAUCCGUCCACACGAACUGCUUGCUGAAGUAUGCAAGGCAGAUCUCACACAAAGUAAUCUGGAUAACGCAGACAAGUUACGAGCAAGUAAACUAGGGCCAAAGAUUGUCAGUUUGUUGAGUGAGUGGACCGACAUGUUUCCCUAUGACUUCCGCGAUGAGAGAAUGAUGAAGCAGCUGCGGGACAUCACCCAGCGCAUUAUUGCCACCCAGCCGGACUUGAGGAAGGACAUCAGUAACCUCAGCUAUAACUUGGUUACCAAGUUGACGAAUCUGAAGAGCUAUGAAGAGAACCUGGCAAGAAUAGAAGCAGGAGAACAACAAAAGGCGCAGACACAAGAUGUCGCUGCUACUGACAUCAUGGAAGUGUGUCCCAACCCAUUACUUCUGGCUCAACAGUUAACCCAUGUGGAACUAGAAAGAUUGAGUGUGAUUGGCCCUGAAGAGUUUGUUCAAGCUUUCUGCAAAGAAAGAGUUGCACCAGAUGGGGUCAGCUAUCAGGACAUGAAGACCACACAUAACCUGGAGUCAUACGUGCAAUGGUUUAAUCGGCUGAGUUACCUAGUGGCUUCUGAAAUCACAUCUCACUUGAAGAAAAAGAAUCGAGUCAAAGUUGUGGAGUAUUUCAUUGAUGUUGCUAAAGAAUGUAUCAAUAUUGGCAUGAAUCUCAGUCCUGUCACAAGGUUAAAGAAAAUGUGGUCAAAGGUCAACAGAGACAAGUUAAGAAUUCUUGAGCACCAGAUGAACCCCAGCAACAACUUUGGCAGUUACAGAUCCUGUCUGAAGGCUGCCAUGUGGAGGUCAGAAGGUGCUGCUGAUGACAGAGAGAAGAUCGUCAUUCCAUUCUUUAGCUUGUUUGUCAAAGACUUGUACUUCCUGAAUGAAGGAUGCUCCACAAAGCAGAUCUCUGACCUUCUGGCAUGGCAACAGGUGGAGUGUCCAUUUGACAAAUGUCCAUCCAUUAUAAAUUACCUUCUUACAACACCCAUCUACAAUGAAUCCAUGUUGUCGAUGGCUUCAUAUGAAUGUGAAGCUCCAGAAACCAGCUAUGACAAGGAGAAAUACAAGCAGCUCAA